AAAAUGUCUUGCACAUAUCAUAUUCAAAAUCCAAUAACCGCUAUAUGUAUCGCUUCUCACAAGUGUUAAUGCUAAAGGAAACUUUGUAUAGAAUGCGCUUAUAACCAUGAAGUGGAUUUCAAGCAAAUAGUUCCGAUUAAAUUAUUUCAAGAGAUGGUGGUCAAGAAAUAAAAAGAAUCCGAGACUUAUGAGGCAUUAGAUCUUACGAAAUAGGGAAUGAAUUUAAAAUCAGUGAUUUCUUAAACUGAGAUAACCAUGAAGAAAAUUUGGGAGGAUUUAUAGGUAUCAAUCAAAUAAAUUUACGAUUUGAUUGAGCUUUAAGAGAAAACAUAUAUGGAAAUCAUUAACAACAGUACUAAUCCAGUUGAAUUGUCAAAUACUGACUUAGAGACACUAGUAUAAAUACUCGUCGGAGGCAAAUUAAAUUUCUGGAAUCUUUAAAAAAACUUUAAUUUGAGAAAGGUAGAAAAGGUAAAGAAUUUGUUGGGUCAAGAAAUAUGGGCUCUAAAUGAAAAAAUAAAAAAAGAAAUGAUUUUAUCAUUAGAAUUUGUUAUUGAAAAAUAAGCCUUCAUUGAAAGUAUAAAACCAAAAUUAUUAAAAGAUGAUUUUUGGAUUCGAUUAUUCUUUAUUUUAUAAGAAAAAUCAAAAAAAACAAUAAAAGAAUCGCAAUUAAUUUAUAAUGGAAGCAGAGAUGGAUUAAAUGCUAAUUCAUUUUGGAAUAAAUGUGACGAAAAAAGUAAUUUACUUAUGAUAUUUAAAUCUUAGAGUGAAUAUACCUUUGGUGGAUAUUCUCCAUGUAAAUGGGAAAAUAAGUGUGCUAUUUAAGAUGACACUUUAUCAUCAUUUUUAUUCUCAUAAACACAUGAUAAAAUUUACCCUUUGCAAUAAGAUAAAAAAUAAUAUGCUAUUUGGGGUUGCAAUUCUUAUGGGCCUAUAUUUGGUUAUAAUUAUGAUAUAUGCAUAAAUCAUGAUUUUACAGGUUCUUCUACUUUAGGUACUGUAUAUUAAUGUGAUAAAUAUGUGAAUAACUAAACAAGCUAUUUAUUUGGAUAAGGUCAACCAAAAAUUGUCGAAUGUGAAAUAUUUGAGUUAAAAUUUAUAUGA
This is a messenger RNA of Paramecium sonneborni, 1104 nucleotides long. The record is from the annotation of a GenBank genome assembly. NCBI's taxonomy places the organism in Eukaryota, Ciliophora, Oligohymenophorea, Peniculida, Parameciidae.